AUGAGAGAUUCAAAUUACAAGUCUGUAUCAAGUAAUAAAGCUGCGGUGACCAUCACCACUAGCCUUUAUGAUAGAAGAGCUUUAGAAGUCACGUCCGAUAAACCUCUUGUCAAUUCUUUAAAUCAUUUAACUUACCUCGUUUCAUCUUCGGCUAAAGUUCGAGAAACUUUAUCAAAUGAUGGUGGGAUUGAACGGUUGAUUGAGAUUUUACACGAAUGUCAUAACCUGACUUUCAAUUUAAAAGAUAACAUUUUCAAUAGCGAAAAGAAACUUCUCACCGCUUGGAAAUGGACUUUGGCUUUCCAAUGUUUAGUUUUAGUAGGUACAAGGGGUACCGAAAAAAUAAGACAAAAAGUUGUUAAGGCUGGUAUGUUACCCAUUAUUGCCACUGUCUUAGAUAAUUACUUAACUAUUCAUGAAAGAACUUUUCUUCAUGCAAAUGUACGUCCAGGUUGUGGGCAUGAAAAUUUUAAUUGCCAACAACCAUCAACCCAAUUGCGCCUGUCAAAUGAAUCCAAUGUCAAUCCACAACAACAAAGGCCUCCAGCUCAGCAGCAGCAGCAGCAGAAUCGCCGUACCCUUAACACUCAAAGAAAUCAACCACCUACAUUAGAUCCUCAAGUAACCAAUAGAACUGCGCCAACUCAAGAUACGGGACUCCUGUUUACAACUCAACAUAACCAACCUCAAAGUAAUAUGAAUAUGGAGAACCUUAAUAGUCAACCCGAUUCAGCACCUGCUACUGCAAGUGAAUCUUUUCCAGAAGUUGGAUCCACUCAAGAAGUCGCAUUUGAUAAUACAACUACAAAUAAUAAUAAUAAUAAUACCAAUAAUAAUAAUCGAAAUAUUAAUACAGCUAUUGACAAUGCUACCAGCAAUUUUUUAAAUCAAAUUGACUCAUUUUCAAGCUCUACUUUUCCAAUCCAAAUCACUCCUUCAUUAGCUUCAGAUACAGUUACCAGCACAUCUAUCCCCAAUAGUAAUUCUAUGCCUAAUUUUUUCAAUGGUAAUCGCUCAGAUAAUUUAACUAGUGAUGACUAUGAUAGUUUGACCGUAGAUCAAUUAUUCAAGCUAGUUCAUGUGAAUGGGAUCAGUGGUACACAAUUCAAUAACAAUGGUGUAUCUACCAACAAGAGUUUAGCAAAUAACGAUAUCAAGCGAAGAUAUUUGAUUGUUAAUAUUAUCAAAAAGUUACGAGAGGAAAAGGAGGACGAUUUACUUGAUGAUAAAUUCUUGGAUGACAAUGAUUAUGAAAUGGAUAAUGGAUUACAAUUUUUAUCAGAUUUGUAUUUGCAAGAAGAUCGAAAUAUUCAUUUGGGUAAUAUGGUUACUUCAAAAUCUGCUCCUCGAAGCUUUACUGAAACUGGAGUUGUUAUUCCGAGAGAUGAUGAUAUCGUUUGGUCUUUACAAUUAUUAGCAUAUAUAUCAAAAUAUCCUCAUCUCAAAGAAAUAUUACAGAAUACUGAUUUAGUAAUAGAUAUGAGUAUACGGGAUAAGCAAUUGAAAUUAUAUCUUCAAAAGCAAAUGAAGAUGAAAUUAAAGAAACAACAGAAGAUUAAUUCAAGGCCAACCAUGACCCCCAAACUGAGAAGAUAUAAGUUUUUCAAUCGACCCGCUCCUGAAAAUGGUAACAACAGUCUUAAUAGUAUCAGAAAUAUCAAUCCAAUAACUACCAACACAUACUUGGAAAGAUUUAAUGCCUCAGCAUCAAGCUCACCUCAAAUGUUGAAUGACAUAAAUAGUAUUCAAAAUGAGGAUUUUAUUUUGGAUGAAGAUAAAUUAGAUUUAUGUAAUAAUAAACCAGAUGUUGAGGAUUUAAUUGAAGAUGCUGAAGCAGAAGAUGACGAAGAUGAUUUUGAUGAUAAGAACAAUGAAGAUGAAGAAGAUGAAGAAUAUUUGUCAUGUUUGGCAGGAACCAAUUUAAAAAGUGAAGAAAAUAGCUCAUAUUUAAGUAAAUUAUAUGAUUCUAUAAUUGAUGCUGAAUCAAUUGUUAACGAUUUAGAUCGAGAAAUUGCUUUAUUUCAUAUCAGUGAUAAAAUCAAUAGAUAUAUUGAAUUGGAGAGUAAAAAAUUAAGCAACUCAAUUAUUCAAAAAAGAUUAGAAAAGAAGAAAUAUUUAAAAGAGAAAUGGAAUUAUGAUACUUAUGAUAGUUUUGAUAUUGAUGAUGAACCAUUUGGGUAUAAUUCAAAUGAAGAAAAUGAUUAUGAUGAUUCAUUAGUUGAAUAUAAAAAAUUUAAUUUGUUUCCAAUGGUUGAAAAAUUUACAUUUUUAGCUGGUACCGACAUGUAUUAUUGGUCAGGAGUAAUUAUGAGAAAUUCAUGUCGUCGUAAUGAUUUCAAAGGAGGUGUUAGACAAUGUGGAAAUCUUGAAUGUGGUAAAUGGGAAAAAUAUCCAAGAGAAUUUUCAAAAUGCAGAAGAUGUAAGCGUACCAAGUAUUGUUCUAGAGAAUGCCAAAUGAAAGCAUGGCAUUGUCACCGAAAUUGGUGUAUUCCAAGUAAUUUAUCUAAUACUACAUCUAACACCGGUAAUUCUGCCAUCAAUUCAAAUUAUGGAAAUACCGCUUCCAAUAUAAAUGAAUCCAGCGCAGAUGAUGGUGCUAACAACAACAAUACUAAUACUAAUGGUGAAGAUAUCUAUAUGGACCAUCCAACCAGUAGUUCUUAA
This is a messenger RNA of Hyphopichia burtonii NRRL Y-1933, 2664 nucleotides long. It is a transcript of the gene MUB1, whose product is annotated as Mub1p. The transcript has a single exon. Lineage: Eukaryota; Fungi; Ascomycota; Pichiomycetes; Serinales; Debaryomycetaceae. Gene Ontology annotation, cellular component: MUB1-RAD6-UBR2 ubiquitin ligase complex. The record is from RefSeq and is a predicted model, not a curated record. Gene Ontology annotation, biological process: ubiquitin-dependent protein catabolic process; establishment or maintenance of cell polarity. The coding region runs from base 1 to 2664 and encodes 887 amino acids.